AUGUCGGGAAAGGCGGGUAUGGCAUGCGUUUUCACAAAUCAGGAAGGAUUAGAGGUGACUCACGGGUCUUUGGCUCAAGAUCACGUCUCGUCGGCGCUAAUGGAAGAGGCUUUAGCAGUCAGAAGCGCUCUCCUCCACGCGAUUGAUCUCAACUUCAACUCCAUCUGGCUCCGAUCAGAUUCUCAAGUGCUCGUUGCAGCGUUAUCAUCGGGACGACAUCCGACCGAGCUCUACGGAGUGCUCUCGGACAUCGCCACGAUCUCCAGUUCGUCUUUUCGCUUCUAUCGUUUCACUUUCAUCAAGAGAGAUUUUAAUUGGCUUGCAGACUCAUAUGCUAAGGUCUGCUUACAUUCUGGGCGAAGCCAUUGUAAUCUUUAA
Molecule: messenger RNA, 378 nt
Organism: Brassica oleracea var. oleracea
Lineage: Eukaryota; Viridiplantae; Streptophyta; Magnoliopsida; Brassicales; Brassicaceae
Exons: 1
Coding region: 1-378 (125 amino acids)
Molecular function (GO): RNA-DNA hybrid ribonuclease activity; nucleic acid binding
Source: RefSeq, a predicted model, not a curated record